Molecule: messenger RNA, 835 nt
Organism: Cylas formicarius (sweet potato weevil)
Lineage: Eukaryota; Metazoa; Arthropoda; Insecta; Coleoptera; Brentidae
Gene: ReepB
Product: receptor expression-enhancing protein 5
Exons: 4
Coding region: 96-623 (175 amino acids)
Source: RefSeq, a predicted model, not a curated record
CCCAAUCGACAUCUGUGAUUUUAUGGUUAUAAAUUUUGUAAGUGGAAGACAUUUUUGUCGGAGUGAAUUCGCUUUAUUCAAAAAAGGCACUCAGAAUGGCGCAAAAACUCGGGGAAUUCAGAGACCGAUUGAGCCGGUCGCUGCGUGACACGAACAAACCGUGGACGGGACUCCUCGCCCAAGCCGAACAAAAAACCGGGGUGGAUAGACUUUACUUAUUCAUAGGUGGUAUCGCCGUGGUCAGUUUGUGGUUGGUGUUUGGUUAUGCGGCACAGUUGGUGUGCAAUACAGUGGGAUUUAUAUAUCCCGCGUAUAUUUCGAUUCACGCGAUAGAAUCUCGUUCUAAAGAUGACGAUACAAAAUGGCUUACCUACUGGGUUGUGUUUGCUUUAUUCUCCGUAGUCGAAUACUUUGCGGACUUUAUCGUAGGCUGGUUUCCCUUGUAUUGGUUGAUAAAGGGCAUAUUUUUGGUGUGGCUGAUGAUUCCCACAGAAUUUAACGGAUCUCUGGUCAUUUACAAGAGAAUCAUCAGACCGUAUUUCUUAAAACAUCAUUCUACAAUUGAUGAUACUCUGAAUAAAGUGAAGGAGCAAGCGCACAAGAUUGUCGACAAGAAAGAAUAAGCUUUCGAGUUUGCAACUUGCUUGGAGUUAUUGGAGUGUUUUUCUCAAACUUUUGCCUUUUACUAUUAAAUAAAAACCAUUUUAAUGUUUUGCGAGUGUUUAUUUUUAUACAUGUCUUGUAGGCCUUUGAAUUUUGUAGGUAGCUUCUUGAAAGGUUUGUCAUUUAGAUUGUGAUGGUUUGAAUCAUGUAUUAAAUAUAUUGUUGUAUCUUA